AUGGUGUUCCUCUGGGGUCCGUGGCUGCUGUGCCUGUCUGCUCUGCACAGCCACCUGAGGUUCUCCUCAGUACAAGCCAUUGAGCAAAAGCGUCUCUUCCUAGACAAGGAUGGGGACCUGAAGGAUGUGAAACACGCUGGAGUUGAACAGUCUGCUCUGCUGGGAGCAGGGGGGGUGCUGAACACAGACCUGGCAGACUUCACCUAUGACACCUUCCAGGAGACUGAUGGACCCAUGCUACCCUUCACCACCAACUCACCAGGCAUGAAGAAUGACUGGAACGCAGAAGAUGAAGCCAUAGCUGGGGCUGUGGGCUGUUCUGAACAGCAACCAUCUGGGGAGAUUUCCUCUUCUUCAGAAGAGGGAGAGAGUGAAGAUAAAAGCUGCGAGAUGACUUGGAAGAGGAGCCAGAGGCUAGCAGAUGGCUUGAUGAGAUUCAGCAUUGAUCUCUUGAGAGAAGUCCAGCUGGAGUCCAACAGGACCAAUGUGAUCCUCUCACCCCUCAGCAUCGCCCUCGCCUUGUCUCACUUGGCACUGGGAGCAGCAAAUCAGACAGAGAAGCACCUGCUGGAGGUGAUGCACCUGCAGUCGGUGCCCUGUGUCCACCACAUGUUGGGCACCCUUCGGAGGAGGCUCACGGAAUCCACCCUCAGCCUUGCAUCCCGUCUGUACCUGCAGAAAGGAUUUGAGGUGAAAGAGAAGUUCCUGGAGGAUUCAGAGAAAUUCUAUGGAGCAAAGCCCAUGACCCUUUCUGGGAUCAAUGAAGAUGACCUCACAGCCAUAAAUAAGUGGGUAAAGGAAGCAACUCAUGGGCAAAUACCCACCUUCCUACAGCAACUCCCUGAAAACACAGUGAUGCUCUUGCUCAACGCCAUCCAUUUCCACGGGUUCUGGAGGAAUAAGUUUGAUCCCAGCUUCACUGGCCCAGAUGUGUUCCACCUUGACAAUGAGUUUGUGGUCCCAGUUGAGAUGAUGAAAGCCCAGAAGUACUCCCUGAGCUGGUUUACACUGGAGUCCCAGGACAUCCAGGUGGCCAAGUUUCCCUUUAAGAGUAACAUGAGUUUUGUGGUCAUUGUACCAAACCAGUAUACUUGGAAUACCUCUCAUGUGCUAGAGAAAUUCCCUUACGGACAACUAUGCAAGCUUUUCCCCACAGAGGUACCCACUGCAGUGAAGAUCCCCAAAAUGAAACUGGAUCACCACCUGGAACUCAACAGGGUUCUCAGUCAAAUGGGCCUCCAGGAGCUGUUUACAAGCCCAGAUCUGCAGAAGAUCACAGAGGAGCCUCUCUUUGUAUCCAGCAUACAGCAUCAGUCCACCCUGGAGCUUAAAGAAGACGGGGUGGAAGCAUCUGCUGUGACCAGCGUCGCUAUGUCACGCUCAGUCUCUGCCUUCAGCCUCGACCGGCCCUUUGUCUUCAUUAUCUUUGCAGAUGAAACAGGCAUCCCACUCUUUAUAGGCAGUGUCCGGAACCCAAACCCCAAUGCUGCUCCCCAGCUCAAAGAGCCACUGGACUCUCAUGAAGCAAAGGAUGUCAAUGAGUACCCCAUGCCCAAAUAA
This is a messenger RNA of Nestor notabilis (Kea), 1560 nucleotides long. It is a transcript of the gene SERPINF2, whose product is annotated as serpin peptidase inhibitor, clade F (alpha-2 antiplasmin, pigment epithelium derived factor), member 2. Gene Ontology annotation, biological process: negative regulation of endopeptidase activity; negative regulation of fibrinolysis. Bases 1 to 1560 code for a protein of 519 amino acids. Gene Ontology annotation, molecular function: serine-type endopeptidase inhibitor activity. The transcript is spliced from 8 exons. The record is from RefSeq and is a predicted model, not a curated record. Lineage: Eukaryota; Metazoa; Chordata; Aves; Psittaciformes; Psittacidae.